AUGCACACCCAUGGUUUUGCUUCCAGGCACGUUGAGACCAACCAGGGAACACCUCGCAAACCUUCGAGCCUUGGAGAGAAACGAGUGGCUGCGACAUGUUUGUGCCUGGCCCUCGCCCCACCGGAGAACCGCCCAAAAAAAGCUCCGGCUGCGCACUGGGCUAUGUACGUCCAAAGUUCGAGCCCCCUCGCGUGCUUAGCGCCGACCGGCCAAGACGCAACCAGCGCCAAGCCAUCCGCUGGGUGCUGCCACGGUGUGGGAGAGAAACGCCCGACUGGCACCAGGCGGCGGCCAGGCAAACGGAGCACUUUUUUCAUACAAGAGGAUAACGGACCACGGCGGAUGGAGGAACACUUUUGCUUCCGUUCCAUCCAUCUUUCCGCUGGGGUAACUGACGACGCACUCAAAGACUCCGGAUGCUAG
Molecule: messenger RNA, 423 nt
Organism: Coccidioides immitis RS
Lineage: Eukaryota; Fungi; Ascomycota; Eurotiomycetes; Onygenales; Onygenaceae
Exons: 2
Coding region: 1-423 (140 amino acids)
Source: RefSeq, a predicted model, not a curated record